AUGUUUCGCGUAGCCGCUCCUACUGGAGCUAAGCUUCGUAUUGAGAACCUUCAUUAUGAUAUUACAGAAAGUGAUCUUGAGGAUCUAUUCACUCGAAUUGGUCCGAUCAGCAACCUGUCUCUCGUCUAUGACCGAGCAGGACGCUCUGAGGGCGUGGCUUUUGUUACCUAUGAACGUCCCAGCGAUGCGAGAACGGCCAUAAGCGAGUUUGACGGCGCGAAUGCUAAAGGACAACCUAUUCGUGUGACUCUUGUUUCCACGGGUGGUGGACGACGAGACCGGAAUCCCUUUGACAACGUUGAGAGACCUAAGGGUAGCUUGUUUGACCGUGUAGAGCGCCCACGCGAUCGUGACUCUCGCAGUCUUAGUCCCGGAAGUGGACAUGAAAGUGCUGACGAUGGUGCACGCCGCCGUCGUGGACGCCGGGGAGGUGGUGGACGCUACCGACGUAGCGAUGUCUCCAAGCCAGCUCCGGAACAUAUAGAUCGGUAUGUUCCUGGACAGCGAUCGCCGGCACGUCGUCCCGCCAACGGACGACGCCAGGGACAAGGCGAGAGCCGUCGCGCUCCUGCUGCUCGACCCAAGAAGACACAGGAAGAGCUGGACCAAGAGAUGGACGAUUACUGGGGCACUGCAAACACUGGUGCUGACAAGGAGACCGUUCCGGUUGAGCCGCAGCAAGUUGCACCUGCGACUGCUGCUGCUACUGCUGGCGACGACGAUGUUGACAUGAUUGAGUAA
This is a messenger RNA of Aspergillus oryzae RIB40, 741 nucleotides long. Its product is annotated as putative RNA binding protein. Gene Ontology annotation, molecular function: mRNA binding. Bases 1 to 741 code for a protein of 246 amino acids. The transcript is spliced from 3 exons. The record is from RefSeq and is a predicted model, not a curated record. Gene Ontology annotation, biological process: mRNA export from nucleus. NCBI's taxonomy places the organism in Eukaryota, Fungi, Ascomycota, Eurotiomycetes, Eurotiales, Aspergillaceae. Gene Ontology annotation, cellular component: nucleus.